Messenger RNA from Striga asiatica, 597 nucleotides. The record is from the annotation of a GenBank genome assembly. Lineage: Eukaryota; Viridiplantae; Streptophyta; Magnoliopsida; Lamiales; Orobanchaceae.
AUGUACGCCGAUGAUAUGGUCAAGCAGGAAGCUCCGUUGGUUGAGGAAUAUGUUUCUGGCGAUGUUGGGCACGCCCUUAUUCUCCACCAUUCCUAUUUGGCGCCCCUAAACGUGGUGGCUAAAGAGGACGUGGAUAAACUUCUGUUGUCGAGCGAGCAACAUCUGCAGUUGUCUUCACUCGCAUGGAUAGAACGUGGUAGUUCCAUGACGGUGGAUCGCCGUGUUUUAGUUGUGGGCGAUGUUGUUCCCAUGGACGCAUGCCAUCUUUUGUUGGGGAAACCGUGGCAAUUUGAUUGUUCGGCAGCACAUGACGGUCGUCUUAGCUCAUAUACAUUUAUGUUCGAGGGUGUUAAGAUUGUUCUCCUCCCAACACUAUCGCGUGCCGUUUUUUCUACUACUUCAUCACCAGUUUUGUUACUCUCGCGGGCGACAUUUGUUGACGAGAUGCGUGAGGCCCUUUAUGUUUUCAUAUUAUAUUGUCCUGAUGCAUCAGAUGAUCGUCUUCCACCGUCGGAUGUCCGACAUUUACUUGAAAAGUUCGCUGAUGUGUUUCCGGAGAAUCUCCCGUCCAGUUUGCCGCCUCUUCGUGAUAUUUAG